Lemur catta (Ring-tailed lemur) is the source of this 4647-nucleotide messenger RNA. RefSeq names its product DnaJ heat shock protein family (Hsp40) member C27 (gene DNAJC27). Gene Ontology annotation, molecular function: GTP binding; GTPase activity. Bases 184 to 1005 code for a protein of 273 amino acids. The transcript has 7 exons. NCBI's taxonomy places the organism in Eukaryota, Metazoa, Chordata, Mammalia, Primates, Lemuridae. The record is from RefSeq and is a predicted model, not a curated record.
UCCCCCGGUUCCCGGCGCUUCCAACCGCCCGCGCCUGCUGCGGGGCAGCGGCUGGGAUGGCGAACCGCGGAGCCGAGGUAGUGACGAGAGCAGCGGUUCCGCCAUUGGACGAGGAGGCCUGAGGGACGGGCCAGCGGCGCACAAGGAGAGAGCGAGGCGGGUGGCCCCGAGAGAGCGAGGGCAAUGGAGGCCAACAUGCCGAAGCGGAAGGAGCCUGGCAAGUCCCUCCGCAUCAAAGUCAUCUCCAUGGGCAACGCCGAAGUGGGAAAAAGCUGUAUUAUAAAGCGAUACUGUGAGAAGAGAUUUGUGUCUAAAUACCUGGCAACAAUUGGAAUUGACUAUGGAGUCACAAAGGUACAAGUCAGAGACAGAGAAAUCAAAGUUAACAUCUUUGAUAUGGCUGGACAUCCCUUCUUCUACGAGGUUCGUAAUGAGUUUUACAAGGACACACAGGGUGUGAUACUGGUCUAUGAUGUUGGGCAGAAAGACUCCUUUGAUGCCCUUGAUGCAUGGCUAGCAGAAAUGAAGCAAGAGCUUGGACCUCAUGGAAACAUGGAAAAUAUUAUAUUUGUAGUGUGUGCCAACAAGAUUGACUGUACCAAGCACCGCUGCGUAGAUGAAAGUGAAGGGCGUCUUUGGGCUGAAAGCAAAGGGUUCUUGUACUUUGAAACUUCAGCACAAACUGGAGAAGGAAUCAAUGAGAUGUUCCAGACCUUUUAUGUAUCCAUAGUUGAUUUAUGUGAAAAUGGCGGGAAACGUCCUACCACAAAUAGCAGUGCUAGUUUCACCAAAGAACAAGCAGACACCAUUCGCAGAAUUCGAAAUAGUAAAGAUAGUUGGGACAUGCUGGGUGUCAAACCUGGGGCCUCAAGGGAUGAAGUCAAUAAAGCGUAUCGAAAACUUGCUGUGCUUCUUCACCCUGACAAAUGUGUAGCACCUGGAAGUGAAGAUGCCUUCAAAGCAGUUGUGAAUGCCCGGACAGUCCUCCUGAAAAACAUCAAGUAGAAAGCAGAGAAAAAGAAAGAAGUGUGGGACUGGCGUGCAAGCAGACUCUCCCUAAAGGUGAAAUAGCCAACAUGGAGUUUUCCUUCACAUAAGCUCACUGCUCUUUCACUCAUGUGUUGUCAUUUGUAAAUCAGUAAUUCAGGUGUCUGUUACCAUUUCACGGACAUCUUACUGAGAUGACUUGCCUGUGUAUGAAGGGAAGAGAACCGAGAGUCACAUGUACACUAUGCUUAAUUUCAUAUCUCUAGAUCAUCUGAAUUUUUUUCUCAUUCAGUUGUAAGCUCGUAAUUAUAGCAUCCCUUAGGCAUUUCACUUGGGAAAGUUCCCAAGGUCUCUGGACGGAGGGUGGAGGGACAGGAGGAAUGUUUCACGUUUUUCUUUUUUAAAAAAUUCAUCAUCAGAGGAGGAAAUUACAAAAAAUGAAGCAGACAACAUCAGAACCACUGAAAUUUUGGUGUGACCUUGUAAGCAAAUUGCGAUGAAUGAAUCUCAGCAGCCGGUACAAUUCUGAAUUGAGUUUCUCUUUUAUGACAGUCACUCUGUUCUCCCUCUCCAACCACCAGGGGGAGAGACAAGCCGGUCCUGAGUGAGGAAAGGCAGCGGCAGCCACAAAGUCUGGGUCCACUGGCUGCCGCUCAUCCUUGCCAUAGAAACGGUUGCUGGCAGCAGGAGCCAGCGCUGUGCCCCUGGCAAUGAGCAAUCAGGCCCUGGGAUGGAAGUACUUGCAGGCCACACCUGGAAGGAAGGGCCAGCCUAGCUCGGGGUGAGUCUGAUGCACUCGGACAGUCCCCGUGGGAGGCUUAUCCCUUUUCUUAUCCCUCAUCAUCCCCCGCAGGCAGGCGGGUAAGGCAGGGCUGCUGCUGAGAAGUCUGGCCUCUCAUUGCUUCUUCACCAGUGUUACUUCCUCUUUCCCCCCCAUUCUUCUCUUCUCCUCUCAUCUUUUUACACCCCACAUCUGCCAUCAUUUCUCUCUUUUGAAUCCCUGGCUUCUGGCCACUGCCUCCUCCAUCUUCCCUGCCAAGCCUUGACCUGGGCCUGGUUGACCAGAGACAAGUGUGGAUCCUUUGGAUGGUGGUAGGGGAAGAUCUCAGGGCCUGUGCCGGGAGGAAUCUUUAAUUUUUGCCUGGGCUGCAAAUUUCUAGAGAGUAAUCUUUUUAAACUGCAGAUUAUAAAAUACGUUCUCUGGCCAUAGUCUGCUCCUCAGUCUACAAGGAGUAUCAGGACUGGCAUUUCUUACAGCCCUUCUAGAACUAGCCUCAUGACUUGGCUUAUUACAUCAUCACUCUUGUUACAUUACUCAUAUUUUUAGCUGCAUCCACACUGCACUAAUUGGGGCUUUAAAGUAUAUAAAAUGUUACUGUCCUGAGAAUUUUAAAAAGCUAUCCCAUAUUGAUUGCUUACAGCAUCUACCUUACCACCUAAGAAGAAUAGCCACUUUCUUAUACUCCAAGCCCACUUCAGUCUUCUGGUUUUUACCUCUGCCAAAGCAGCUUCACCUGUGUGACUGUGCUUAGGCAGCAUUGCACGUGUCAUCAGGAAGCCAGACCAUUGUUUUACAGUAUAAGUUUUCAUCUUGAUGAUAUCAAAAAUGCUUUGUUUUCUGAACUGAGAUCUGUGAUUUCUUGUGAGAUUUUCCUCUGGCCUUUGAAUUAGCCUCUGGGACCAGAGAACUCCAACCCAGAGUUCUUCUGGACCUAAAUCCUUUAGCCUAAGGAAGGCCUUCAUCAUGCUUAAUGGACUCAAACAUGAUCAUGCAUGGCAGCGUCAGCACAAAUUGACAUGACAGCUGAGUACAUGGCCCUGGAUAAAAGCUGAUGCCAGUUUUCAUCACUGUUACUAAAUACUCGAUUGGUCACCUCGUUCAACUGUAUUAUGCAGAUGAGCAAUUACAGCAGAUUCUUUAUGAAGUGCUUCCAUUCAUUCCUCAUGAAUGACUUGGUGAAAUUUAGCCCUGGCUUAUGAUGCUUAGGCCUUGGGACUCAGUUUCCAACACCUUCAUUAUUAACAUUAAGGAUGGCCAUAUACUACUUCAUAUAUGUAAAAGGAACAAAAUGAGAAAGGUUUUAAGGUCCUAGAAUUUUUCUGAUUUCCAUAAUCCUUCUGCAGAAUAUUAAGAAAUAACAAAGCAUGAUCUGCAAUGGAAAGUUUUUUUGGUACUAACUUCAUGCAAAAUUUUACAGACCUCUAUGAAUUCAUUUAAAUUCUUGGUGCAAAUAUGUACUUUGUAGUUCAAUCUUAUGAAAAAUUCUUCAGCCAGUUAGGAUUGCAAAAUACAUCACUAAGUAACAACUAGCAGAAUAAUUUCAAUGGCUAAAAAUUUUUUUUAUAGAGAAUCUUGUUUUUCAAAAAAGAGCAAAAGUUUGAACAGCUGUUAUUAAAGAAAAGCCAUGUCUUCCACAUCUGAGUCACCAAGAAAUAACACUUUUUAAACUUGUUAGAAAUCCCUAGAGGCAUUUCAAAUUAAUUGCCUAACCUACCUAAGCACUUUAAAAUUCACCCUCCCUUUGUUCCUCUGUUCCUCUUGCUGUGCCUCCUUUUGGAUUGAUAUUCUCAACUGUUAAUAUUUCUUUUCCUUCAGAAUUGUCGUUUUAUUUCUUCAUAUAAAUGUGUCCUUGGUUUUAUUAUUCUUUUAAUUUAAAAGUCCAGCCUUGAGGGCCAUUGUGUUGCUACCCAAGAUAAACCACUGUAAUUCCAUAGAUUGCACACCAUUCUUCAAGACUUACAUUUACCUCAGGAAACUUACUCUAAUGUGUUCUCAUAUAUUGAAUUCUCAACUGGUAAAUAUUUCUCUAUACCUAUAAACUAGCACCUAAUUCACUGUUAGUUAAAUGAGCCAUAGACACGGCAGCUAAAUUUCUGAAGGGUCGCCAGGGUGGUAAGCAGCAGCCCUGCAAGCUCUGAAUCAGUAAAAAAAAAAAAAAAAUGUAGCCGUUCCCCAUAGAACAAUGACAGCAUCACAGGGAGGAGGGAGGUAUUUCAGUCUCUAGUUAGAAAGGGUAGAACCAUAGCUGUACAGUGUGCAUAUUGCCUUUGACAGUGACAAUGCCCUUCUUACAAGUAAUUCCAGAAGGUUUGGGAAUGUUGUCUCCUUCACCACUGAACCCCAUGGAGCUCACUUUGUGUCUGCCAACGUUUUUUGGAAAACUGAAAAUGAAUUUAGCUGCAAAAUAUAGCUAACCAUUGCAAGCUUUGCAAAGUGGAGAGGUUUAUCCUUCCCAUAAUUGGUAUUUAGCACAAUUGUAAGAUGCAGUUAAUACUGUUUGUACAUUGGUUUUUCCACUAAGCUUUCCUAGAGAAAACAAAAGCUUACAUUUGUGAUGUGGAUAAGUUAGAUUAUGUCUAACAAGCAGUGCAAUAUUAAGCUGUGCAAUAAAGGCCCUGUUGGUGAGAUGACAACUUUUGUUGGAAAGUUGGACAGUUUUGGUUGCUUCCUGCAUUAAUUGCUCCCUGGGCAUUCUUCCCCUUUGAGUGUGAAUGCAGAGUCUAUAAAUGAAGCCUUUGCUCUUACAAAGUAAUUUACAUAUUUGCUUUCUGUUUAAAUAACUGAAAAUGUUAAAUCUACCAGUUGUUUAUGUCUUGUAUACAGAGUGUCAUAUGUAUUUAAGUUGUGUAUUUUUAUAAAGUAAAGCCAAAUAUCAAACA